CCACCACCUGGCCUCCUCUUCUCCCGCACGCUCCGGAGUCCGGACACAAGGCUCUCGAACCCACCAGCCAGUUCACCACUUGUCACGUCCAACUUUCCGCCAUGGGCAGGAGGCCUGCGCGUUGCUACCGUCAGAUCAAGAACAAGCCGUACCCGAAGUCGCGCUACUGCCGGGGCGUCCCGGACCCGAAGAUCCGCAUCUUCGACGUGGGGCAGAAGAAGCGCGGCGUGGACGAGUUCCCGCUGUGCGUGCACCUGGUGAGCUGGGAGAAGGAGAACGUGUCGAGCGAGGCGCUGGAGGCGGCCCGGAUCGCGUGCAACAAGUACAUGGCGAAGCACGCGGGCAAGGACGCGUUCCACCUCCGCGUGCGCGCGCACCCGUUCCACGUCCUCCGCAUCAACAAGAUGCUCUCCUGCGCGGGCGCCGACCGCCUGCAGACCGGGAUGCGCGGCGCCUUCGGCAAGCCCACGGGGACGUGCGCGCGCGUCGCCAUCGGCCAGGUGCUGCUCUCCGUGCGCUGCCGGGACGCGCACGCGCCGCAGGCGCACGAGGCGCUGCGCAGGGCCAAGUUCAAGUUCCCCGGACGCCAGCGGAUCAUCACCAGCGGCAAGUGGGGGUUCACCAAGUUCUCUCGCGCGGAGUACCUGAGGCUCAAGAGCGAGGGACGUGUAGUCCCCGAUGGAUCCAAUGCAAAGCUGCUCACUUGGCACGGGUCUCUUGCUAAUCGCCAGCACGGCAGAGCGGUGUAUCCACCCUCUGUCGCAGGAUCCGCUUAGAGAGAUCCACCAUCCGUCGCAGGAUCUGCAUUGGUCAGACGGCUGGGACGUGUGCCAGCCCUUGAGGUCUUCGAGAGGUCUGAUGAGGACAUGCAGACGCAGUACACCGGGACGACUCCGGGAGUUGCUCUGUAUAUAAUACACGCACGUCUUACGUCUACCUGGCGUAUAUGUAUGUAUAUCGGGUGCUUCUGACGGAGAUGCAGUGUUUGUACUAGUGCUAUAUAUGUGUUUAAUUUACUUGGAGCUGUCCAGGCCGGUUUACCGUACCUAUAUAUGGAGCACUUCGUCAAUAAAUAAAGGUGCAUUGUUAUAUACGGUGCGCCGUGGAUUAUUCGAUGUGUAUCGUUAUAUAUAUACAGUACUCUUUUGCCGAUCUUAAAA
Sorghum bicolor (sorghum) is the source of this 1160-nucleotide messenger RNA. Its product is annotated as 60S ribosomal protein L10. The coding region runs from base 102 to 776 and encodes 224 amino acids. Gene Ontology annotation, cellular component: ribosome; cytosolic large ribosomal subunit. Gene Ontology annotation, molecular function: structural constituent of ribosome. The transcript has 4 exons. Lineage: Eukaryota; Viridiplantae; Streptophyta; Magnoliopsida; Poales; Poaceae. The record is from RefSeq and is a predicted model, not a curated record. Gene Ontology annotation, biological process: translation; ribosomal large subunit assembly.